AUGGCUAGAUGGAGCAAAGCCCCCGACGAUGCUAAGGCUGCCUUCGACAUAGGAAGCACCAGUACGCGAGCUUGCGUUGAGUGUCCAGCGAGAGGAUGUUGCAUCGAGGUCGAAAACAAGGACAUAUCCAAGGCAUCAUCCCAUAAACACGACCCGGGAGACUACGCGUCGACAGGAUACCCGUUUGAUGACGAUAACGAGGAAGUCUACUUGGGCGAAAAGACUGACCCCGACCGAUUGGCGAUAUCUCUCAAGUAUGCCUUCUACAUCUUGGCGGAUGCCUCCGAUGAGCUUGUGGGCCAAUAUGCUCUUGUCAAACCACUGCUAAAGCGCAUGAAUGAGGAGGGCUUUCGCAAGAAACUCCGCCGAGGUCUGAUUGCCCUAUUCUCAAAGAUCUGGAAGCAGAUUGAGAAGCAUUGUAAAGUAGAGCGGCUCAGGAUCACUACCAUUGUUCUUUCCAUUCCGGCACAAUGGACGGAUAGCAGCUGCAAGUUCACCGAAGUCUACGAGGAUAUCAUGCGCGAAGUUAUUGGGGCGGGCUCCAGUGACAUGGAGUUCUGUUUCGUUACCGAGACAGAGGCGUUGGCCCAUUACCUGCUUAAGGAUCACAUCGAAGAGCUUCGCCGCCAUGGACACCGCGGUGAACAUAGCGCCUUUUUGUUCCUUGACUUUGGCGGUCACAAUAUGAACGGUUGCAUAUUCAAUGUUGUCUAUGGUGAUGACCAUGACGCAAGCUUCUACAGGGUUGGAGAGGCUUUUGGCGCGGGAGGUGGAAGCGAGCAAUGGUCUUACGACGUCAGCGAGUUGUGCAUCGAGCGGACUGAACGCCGAACGGGUCGGCGCAUGACAGCCGAGAAGAAGCAAGAGCUUAUCGACAAGUUCGACAGGUUCAAGGAUAGGCUAGGCCCCGGUUGUGACGACGAAAAGCCUUUCGAAUUCGAGGGAACGAUCGUUUCGCCCGAGGAGAUAAGACGCCUUUUCGAGAAGGCGCACGAAAAGAUCCUCGAGCUGGCAAAACGUCACAUCGCAGCUCUCUCCAAGUUCAAGAUAACCGACAACACCGUGGUCGUUGCUGGUGGAACAGCAAAGCAUGCCGGCAUCAAGCAGCGUCUCCGAGACAUGUGUCUGAAGAAAGGUGUGGCAGAGCCGGUAUUUGUCAACGUUGACCUCUGCGUGCGUUACGACUCAGUCAAAAUCGCUAAAGGGGCUGCCUAUUCGGCCUCGACAAAGAUCAGCAUUGACGACUUCUUGCGACAGGGCGCUGCGUUUGGCAUACAGCGGAAGGCUGUAGGGACCGGACCAGGCUCUGGCAAGAAAAAUUACUGGGAAGACACUGCAGAGGUGCUCUUCAGCAAGGACAAGAAAGACGCUCUCGACCUUAACUUUGCGACUGGCUGUGACGAGUUCAAGAUCAUCUGCGACCCCUUCUUUGGGCGCACUGGCUCAUCUCGACUGUUUUAUGACAGAUGCUACGAUGUUAUGUACAUUGGCAAGCUGAAGAGAGGUGGCUCUAGGAUUACGAUGUUCUUGGAGAAGCGAGAUGGCAAAGAUUUCGCUGUACUCAAAUCUGAGUGGGCGCACGUCAGAACUAAGGGUAUGAAGGAGUGGACCAGCCCAGAACCUCUCGAAAUCCGUGCUACCGGCAACGACAAGUUCCGAAUCAUCUGUGAUCCCCAUUUCGACAUGAAAGGAGUGGAAAAGCAGGAAAGAAUGCAAUUCGACCGAUGCUACGACAUCAAGGAUUUGGGAAAGCUAAUGAAUGGCAUAUGGUGGUUCGAGAUGUUCCUCACAACGAACCGCAAACAACCAGCUAUCGCCCUCAAAAUAAGACGAGAGAAGUAUUCCGGCCAGAGAUACCCGGGCGGGGGUCAAUUCCGAAAGGGGCCCAAGGAUCUGAACGCACCUGGGGGAGACAAGAAGAAGGAAAUCAUUCUCCCACUAUACUUUGAUGGUGGCAAGAAU
Colletotrichum gloeosporioides is the source of this 1962-nucleotide messenger RNA. RefSeq lists its product as uncharacterized. NCBI's taxonomy places the organism in Eukaryota, Fungi, Ascomycota, Sordariomycetes, Glomerellales, Glomerellaceae. The transcript is spliced from 7 exons. The record is from RefSeq and is a predicted model, not a curated record. The annotation marks the transcript as partial.